AUGGAGUUGAAGUUAUCGUUCUCAUCCGAUAGCCCUCUGCUCUCAGUCAUUGCGGCGGCUAAGAUCGCCGGAAUUUCUCUCUCCUUCAAUCCAACACUCAGUAGUGGCUCUCCUCCUACUUUGCUCCUUGCCGAAGGAUUGGAGCAGGGAAUAAAUGAGCUUCUGCGGUAUCUUGGUGGGAAUGGAACUAUUCUCAAUUUCUACGGCAUUGAUGCCUUCGAAUCUGGUCAGAUUGAUAAAUGGCUAGAGUGUGCCUCAGUUUUUGCAUCUGGUUCCGAAUUUGAGGGAGCAUGUGCCUAUGUGGAUGAAUAUUUGAGGCAGUGUACUUUUUUGGUCGGUCAUAAUUUGUCAAUUGCAGAUAUAGCAAUUUGGUCAAGUCUUGCUGGAACUGGGCAGAGGUGGGAAAGUUUGAGGAAGUCGAAGAAAUACCAAAACCUAGUGCGGUGGUUCAACUCAAUAUUUGUAGAAUAUAAUGAUGCCUUGAGUGAGGUCAUAUCAACAUUUGUUGGGAAAAAGGGCUUGGGAAAGCCAAUGGCAUCCAAAGUAAAAGGAAAAGAGCAACAGGAUUCUAAUCCUCAUUCCAAGCAUGUAAAUGGCAGUGCUAAUGAAAGGGCAAUGUACCAAGGUCAGGUGAUUGUGCGCUUCGACGAUACAAAUCCUGCUAAAGAAAGCAAUGAAUUUGUGGAUAAUAUUCUGAAGGAUAUUCAAACUUUGGGUAUUAAGUAUGAGAAGGUUACAUAUAUGUCGGAUUACUUCCCUAAGUUAAUGGAAAAGGCUGAGGAAUUGAUUUGUGAGGGUAAGGCGUAUGUUGAUGAUACACCGCGUGAUCAAAUGCAGAAAGAAAGGAUGGAUGGAAUUGAAUCAAAGUGUAGGAACAACAGCUCCGAAGAGAACAUGAAAUUGUGGGAGGAAAUGAUUGCUGGAUCUGAAAGGGGUUUACAGUGCUGUCUCCGAGGGAAGCUGGAUAUGCAGGACCCAAACAAGUCACUUAGGGAUCCAGUAUAUUAUCGUUGCAAUCCUAUGCCCCACCAUAGGAUUGGGUCUAAGUAUAAGAUUUAUCCCACUUAUGAUUUUGCAUGUCCAUUCUUUGACGCUGAAGAAGGUAUUACACAUGCACUUCGAUCUAGUGAGUACCAUGAUCGCAAUGCUCAGUAUUUCAGGAUUCAAAAAGAUAUGGGAGCUCGAAAGGUUCUCUUAUAUGAAUUUUGCCGGUUGAAUAUGGUAUAUACACUUCUCAGCAAGCGGAAGCUUCUAUGGUUUGUUCAAAAUGGAAAGGUUGAUGGGUGGGAUGACCCUCGGUUCCCCACAGUGCAAGGAAUUGUGCGCAGGGGCCUGAAAGUCGAGGCCUUGGUACAGUUCAUCCUUGAACAAGGAGCAUCAAAGAAUCUUAAUCUCAUGGAAUGGGACAAACUCUGGACCAUUAACAAGAAGAUUAUCUUUCCUGUGUGUUCCAGACAUACUGCUGUCAUUGAAGAACGGCGUGUUUUGCUGACUUUAACUAAUGGACCUGAGGAUCCAUUUGUUCGGAUCAUACCAAUGCAUAAGAAAUACAAAGAUGCUCGGGAAAAGGCUACUACUUACACAGAGAAUAUGGAUAGAUCAUGCUGA
This is a messenger RNA of Ilex paraguariensis (yerba mate), 1608 nucleotides long. The record is from the annotation of a GenBank genome assembly. NCBI's taxonomy places the organism in Eukaryota, Viridiplantae, Streptophyta, Magnoliopsida, Aquifoliales, Aquifoliaceae.